Lytechinus pictus (painted urchin) is the source of this 5406-nucleotide messenger RNA. RefSeq names its product zinc finger RNA-binding protein-like. The record is from RefSeq and is a predicted model, not a curated record. The transcript is spliced from 20 exons. Gene Ontology annotation, cellular component: precatalytic spliceosome. Gene Ontology annotation, molecular function: double-stranded RNA binding; zinc ion binding; single-stranded RNA binding. NCBI's taxonomy places the organism in Eukaryota, Metazoa, Echinodermata, Echinoidea, Temnopleuroida, Toxopneustidae. The coding region runs from base 173 to 3298 and encodes 1041 amino acids.
GUUUAAUAAAAGAUCACGUGAUCAAUGACCACAUGGCUAGGCCUAGGCGCUUAUAGCGUGCAUGUCAUGAGGCGACGCCGUACCACUGAACUCUGCGCCGUAACGUUACCGCGUGCAUUUGGGUGUGUAUGCAUGUGUGUGUACCAACUGUAUGUAAUCUUUCACAGGAAAAAUGGCGUCCGGAAAUUAUUUUGGGUUUACUCAUGGUGGAACGCAGUAUAGCCAACCCCAGGCUACAACGUAUACUGCUCAGCAUGCUACAGCUGCAGCUGCGGCCCAGGGAACUGCACAGCUGUUUCCUGCUCAGGCUACCCACCCAACGGCUGCUGCUGUCUAUGCAUCUACAGCAACACCUCGACAGACGCAAGCAGCCUCUUAUGACACCAGUUAUGCUACAACUCAACCAGCUGGUGGUUAUGGAUACAGCACUCCCCAGCGUCAGGACCCAACCCCUGCUCGUCAAACCACGCAGACGUAUCAGGAUAGCACUGGAUAUGCAGGUUUUGAACAAACGCAAAGUACAGGAGCAUUUCAAAAGCAGACCUACUACCAAGCCCAACCUCAGCAACACUCCAACGAAUCCUACUUUUCUCAAAGAGGAAAAAUGGCAGGAGGGAAGACAGGGUCUGUGUACACCUCUGGUGGUGGGUCAGGGUAUGGCGGAGGACAUCAGUCCAUUCAGAAACAAACCCAACCUAAGGUUGCACCUGUUGUAACCUAUGCCUAUGCCGCUCAGACUACAGCCCCGACCUAUGCUACAACCUCUUCAUCAUCCUACUCUGGCCAAUCCAAGUAUAGCGGAGGUGGUGGCGGCAACAGCAGUGGAGGCGGUGGUGGUGGUGGUGGUGGCAACAACCAAUAUUCCAGCUAUGAUGCUGCUAUCUACUCUGCAGCUACCAACUACUACCAGCAGCAACAGUCUGUCAAGAUUGGUAACCAGUGGGGUGGUGGUGGCUAUAAGGGUAUGAAGAAAGGUCAAGGAUUCCAACAUGGUAACAAAGGACCUGGUAUGAAGGAGACCAAAGCGCCACCUCAGCCUACCCAGAUUCAUUAUUGUGAUGUCUGCAAGAUCAGUUGUGCUGGCCCUCGGACCUACAAGGAGCAUUUAGAAGGUCAAAAGCACAAGAAGAAAGAAUUGGCAAGCAAGACUGGGACCAGUGUCAACCUGCCUAGCAGCAGGUCUGGGGUUCAAGCCUACCGUUGUGAACUCUGUGAUGUCUCAUGCACUGGAUUAGAUGCAUACAAUGCUCAUAUAAGAGGAUCUAAGCAUCAGAAGGUACUCAAGCUACACACCAAACUAGGCAAACCUAUCCCAUCAUCAGAACCAGUCAAGAUAGGAAACCAGGCCACUGCUGGUACCAAUAGCACCGCUGGAACCGGCAAGACCCAGACCACUCCUUCUAAGGCUGCUGCUAAACAGGCUCAACCUGUCAAGAAGAUGGUCACACCAAAGAUUACCUUUGUUGGUGGCUCUAAGUUGGCUACUACUGGUGAUGGUGAAAAGAAGAAUGAACAGAAACCUGCUGCUGCUACUCCAGCUUCUAAGGCCACUACACCUACUACUGGAUCAAAUACUGAGGAGAAGGAAGAUGUUGACAUGGAGAAGGAUAUCUUACCAGUCGGUGAGGACUACAUCGAGGAAUUAAAGAAUGAGGAAGGUAAACUGGUGAGCUUCAAUUGUAAGCUAUGUGAAUGUCAGUUUAACGAUCCUAAUGCCAAAGAGAUGCACAUGAAAGGACGUAGACAUCGUCUUCAGUACAAGAAGAAAGUUGAUCCCAGUUAUCCAGUCGAUAUCAAGCCUUCUGCGCGAUCCCGCAAGCUCCAGGAAGAGAAAUUGAGACGCCAGAUGGCUAAGGAAGAGUUCAUGAGACAAAGACAAGAGGAAUUCCAAUGGAGGGAGGAGAUGAGGCGUUAUGAAGAGGAUAUGUAUUGGAGACGUAUGGAAGAGGAGCGUUACUGGGAGGAACGCAGACGUUUUGAGCAGGAGAUGGAGUACUUUGAAUGGCAGCGUCGUCGUGGCGUCCAUCUGCCCCGCCCCCUUCCACCUAAGCCACCUGUGCCAGCUGAUGGUCCGGUCAUGCAGGUCAAGCGUUCUGAAACUGAGAUUGACCGUCAUGUCAUGUCCAAGCAUGGCUCUAUCUAUCCCACUGAACAGGAGCUUCAGCUUGUACAAAACAUGGUAUCCCAGAUGGAGAAGGCAUUGAAAGGAGUAUCUGAUCACAUUGCUGAAGAGGAUAAUCCUACACCACCUACUGCAGAAGAAGAAACCAAAGUAACUAUCAAGAGUGAACCAGGAAUUAAAGAUGGUACAGCUGCUGCUGCUGCUACUGCUACUACUCCUGACAAGAAAGAAGAAUCAGACAAGGAUCCAGCCAUGCCACCCCGUGUAUUGAAGGGAGUGAUGCGUGUUGGAGUUCUAGCCAAAGGCUUGUUGCUCAGAGGUGCUCUUAACAUGGGGCUAGUUGUACUGUGUUCUGAGAAACCAACCCGCACUCUACUUGAACGCAUCGCCAACCUCAUUCCAAAGCAUCUACAGGAUAUCACUGAAGAGAAAUAUGAGAUCAGAUUGUGUGUGGAGGAAGCUGGAUUGAUUGUGACCAAGGAACCAGCUAUGACCAUGAAGAUAUCAUUGACCUCUCCAGCCUUCAGAGAUCAACCAUCACCGGAUGCAGCAGAUUCAUCUCGAGACCCUCCGGACGUCCUGUGCAGGCAAAAAUGCCUAGAGGCUCUGGCCGCUUUACGACAUGCUAAAUGGUUCCAGGCUAGAGCUGGUGGUCUUCAGUCCUGUGUUGUUAUCAUCAGAGUUCUACGGGAUCUCUGCGAGCGUGUACCUACCUGGGCACCCCUACGAGGAUGGCCCCUUGAGUUGUUGUGUGAGAGGGUGAUUGCUAGUGCUGGUCAGCCCCUCAGUCCUGGGGAUGCUCUUAGACGAGUCUUUGAAGCUGUUGCUGGAGGAUUGCUCCUACCAGGAGGACCAGGAUUGUUUGAUCCAUGUGAGAAAGAUGAAGCUGAUGCAUUAGCUCACCUAGCUCCUCAAGAAUGUGAAGAUAUUACAGCUAGUGCACAGCAUGCUCUGCGUCUGAUCGUUUUCCGUCAAGUCCAUAAGGUGCUUGCCAUGGAACCCAUGUACUCCCAGAACAGGAACUUCAACCGUAACCGACGUAGCAACCGCAAGCGUCGUCGUGAGGAUACAGAAGGCACUGAGAACGGAGAUGCGGAGGGUAAGAAGGAUAAGAAAGAAGGAGAUACUACUACCAGCAUGGAGACAGGUGUGCCAGAGGGGACUGGUACAGAAUAGGAUCAAUAUUGAGAGGUAAUAAUUUGCACCCCUACCACACCCUUCUCUCGUUACUCACAUUGAAGGAUGAUUCAUCGAGGAAAGGAUACCAUCUGUUCUGCUAGAUUAUAUUCCCUACUAAUGCCACUUAAAAAGCUUUUAUUCAUGUGAAGUUCCUGUGUAGAUAUCUGAUUUUCUUACUUCAUUUGUUGUGGAAAAGCUACUUCAACACACUUGUAGGUUUAUUUCUCAUUAUGAAUGUUAGUGUUAAAAAGCGGUGUAGUUGUACGAUUUUAUCAGCUGGUUUGUAGAGAAUGUUAAUGUUUAAAAUGUUAUGAAAAGGACAAGCAGCUUAAGGCGACCGCACACCUUACGACUGGUCUGCGACCCGAUUUCAGAAUAAAAUGUAGAAUUUGAUGCUAAUAUUGAGACUUGGAAUAUCUUACUGUGUAAUGUUCUAAAUCAUCAUAUGAAUACCUAUGAUCAAAUCUGUGACUAUGCUAUCAUCCUUAGAAUAAAAGCGAAUUUAAUAUCUAGUCGUAAUGACAUCAUAGCAGUCAUACGAUUUGAAACUAAUUUGUCCUUUACUCCAAAAUAAAGGCUUGCAAUCUUUCAAAAUGGUUAUAAUAUUCUUUCAAUUAAUUUUAACCUCAAAUAAAAUGAUAUGUUCAAUUCACAUCUUCAGAAAAUGAGCAAAAUGCGAUUUGUUCCAAAAUCGGAUCGCGAACAGUCGUAAGGUGUGCGGUGGCCUUUAGUUAUAUCACUAAAACUGUAAUGUAACACCCUUUACAUAUUUCAAACUGUACAAAGCAUCACUGUAACCUUGCACAGAAUCAUUGAUCUUUGAAAUUCUUAAGUAUAAUGUGACAGAAAGGAGUUUAUUUCCAUGGAAACAGAUUUUAAUAAUGCCAAGAUUUAAGAGUGGUUUGUGACAAUGCUAACAUGUCUCUUUUGUAUUGAUUUGUUUCUAGGUCAGUGGUUCCUUAAAGAAAUCAUAUUAAGAAAAAUUGCUGGGCUGUAAAAACUGGGGCAUCGUUACUUUGCUAGAUUAACAGAAUGAUUGUUUUGUAUAUAUGCUGUAUAACAAAUUUCAUUGAUUCAUUCUGUGAAGAUAAAUGUUGUGUAAUGAAUUGCAAAGUAGAUCACACCUAUUAGUGAUAUAGUGUUGAGGGCUUACAGGAUUUAAAGUAUGAUUUUAUGUGUUCCUUGUCUAGGUAAUGGACUUUAAACUAUAUUAUGUCGGUUGUGAUUGGGGAAAGAAACACAAAAAUAUAACUACAACCAAAAAAAAAAGAGGGGGGAGGAAAAAAAUAUUGAUUAUCUGUCUUAUGAUUCUGUAUAGAUGUCGCCUUUAACUUAAUUUUUCUUUGCACUUUUAAUUAUGAGUUACUAGUAGUCUUGAAUUUUGGAAAUAGUAUAUUGUCAGAUGUUUUGUCCGGAUAUAUUUUGUUAUUUGUUUUUGUUACUCUUCUUUGCAUCAACAUUCAAAUUUGGUGAAUGUCUCCAGAAUGAUCAAUUUCAUCUAGUCACUAUUUACAUGUGUGAUCACUUGUUGUACUCUUAGGAGCUUUUACUCACAUGCUUAUUUCAUGAUCAUAGAAGUGUUAAUUGGAAGCUGAAAAAAAUUAUUAAGUGUUAUGUCCCAUUGCUUGGAGUAGGAUUUGUUGCCAAUUUAAAAAAAUGAUAAGUUUCAAAUAAAUAUGGCUACUGGUGAACAAAAUAUUAUGCUGUUUGUUUUCUGUAUGUAUUAAGAAAUACAGAGAAUCUACUAAAUUGAUUGUAUCUCUUAAUGGUAGAAUCAUGGAUUAUCUUGACUGUGGUGUGUGAAAGUAGAUUUUCAUUCAUUAAUUGUAAUAUAGAUUAAACCUUGCAUAAGUCUAGUGUAACUUGGAGUCAUGAAAUAGGUUUUACUUUGACAAGUUCAGUGAAUUUUGGAUUAUUUAUGACUAAACAGGCAGUGAAGAGAGUUAACUCGUUAUCAUCUUGACAUCACAAAUGGCUUGACUCUUGCAAGGUUGAAUUGUUAUCUCUCAUCAAGUGGAGCUCAUAUAAAAAUCUUUGUAGAUAUCACACUUCUGGUUUGCAUCAAUUGUUCGAUCUUGCUAAUAAUAAACCUUCCUGCUAUUGAA